UACCCCUGUGUGGUGGGCUCAGUAGGCUUUACCACAGGGACACACAGUUGGGAUGUUGAAGUGAAAGACAACAGUUUCUGGAUGGUGGGCGUGACCACAGAAUCAGUGCAAAGAAAAGGAACCUUUGGGUUGCCUAGUGAUAUCUGGACCAUUGGAUUCGAAAGCCAAACUCUGUGUGAGGAGUCCGCUGAAGUCACGCGUCCAUCUGAGUGGAUAUGAGAAACCCAAUCAGGUCCUGUGGUGCUGGAUCCCAACACAGUUAACUGUCAGCUUCUACUGUCUGAUGAUCUGACAGAAGUGUGGAACCCCAAUGAAGCUGUGGAUGAGAUUGAAAACUUGACUAUUGUAUUACGUUCUCAGAACUUAGACCGAUUUAACAAUUACUCCUGUGUGCUGGGCACCGUGGGCUUUUCCACAGGCACACACAGUUGGGAUGUUGAAGUGGCAAAGAACAAUGUCUGGUUAGUGGGCGUGGCCACUGAAUCAGUGCAGAGGAGAGGAAAGUACGGGCGGCCUAGUGAUAUCUGGACUAUUGGAUUCAAAAGCGAUACUCUUAGUGUGAGGAGCCCGCAGGAGUCAUGCAUCCAUCUGAGUGGAUAUGAGAAACCCAAGCAGGUGUGGGUGAAAGUGGACAUGAGUGAAGGACAGGUGUCGUUCUCUGAUCCUCAAAGUGAUGUCGUCUUUUACACAUUCACACACAAUUUCUGAGAGAAAGUCUUUCCUUUCUUCCACACUUUGUGGUGUGAACCUCUAAGAGUUCUGCCUGUGUGGCCAAAUCCCUAAAUUAAAAGAGUUCUUGAAUCUCUCUCCUUUUGUUGUUUUGGAGAACAUGUGUCAUAUUUAUUAGCAGUUCUAAAUGUACAGUAAGUUACUUGGUGAUAUGUUCAAAUUUUGGGUUUAUUGAUUUUUUCCAUUUCCCAUUAUAGUUUCCUUACCUAAUUGUGAUCUUUAAUAACUUUGAAACUUAGUAACUUGGGCACUUUGAAACAUUUACAGAGAAAUUGUAGAUUUGUUUUUUAUGUUAGUGCAUGUACUGCAUACAUAUUGAACAAACAUUUGUUUUGUGAAAGAUGCUUGUUUGAGGCACGUUUUAUUGUUUGUUUUAUGAAGUGUGUACAAACUCGCGUGCAAUGGUUACAAUUCUGUUUUUGCAGUAAAAUUGUACAGGUCAUGUCCUAUUUUUAUGUUACAAUUAUUAUAAUAUAUUCACCACUAAAUUACACGCCACUGUUGUCGUCCCUAAACUACGGCUUUGACAAACUUCUGCCCGUUCAUUGCACUACAUUUCCCAUCAACCUUUGCGCGCUUCGUCACGUGAUGCACAGCGAUUUUCCUGCUCAAGUCUGUGCUUGUUUUUCAUCUUAUUUAAUUUUCCCCGGUUGUGGAUAAAGAAACAUUUCCGAAGGCGUCUGAAAGAAGAAAGUGUGAGUUUAAUGACAAUUAGCAUUAAGCUAUACAACCGACACUAAAGAAGAAGAACAACAAGAGGCUGUUAUCAUCUGAUCCCGUGGGCAUGAAUGUAACAUUACAAGUUGACAAUUCGAAAAUCACAAGACCUGCGAGUUUUUGAAGCGAGGAACUGUUCUGCCAUAGCCAUUUAAUAUUGACAUCCCUCAACGUGUACGUUACGUGACUGAUGUGAGCUAAUAGCCAUGGACUGUCCGCAUCUACCAGUUGAGAUAAUUACGCAUAUCUUAAGUUACCUACACAUUACAGACCGGAAAGAGGCAUCACUGGUGUGUAGGAGUUGGUAUGAAGCAAGCCAAUACCGCCAGUUUCAGAAAAACGUCACCUUCAAGUUCCCCGUUUCUACAUCGUCACUGGACUUCAUCCGUGCACUGAGUCGGCAUCCUCACUGCGGUUUAGUCAUCAGUCAUCUUGAUGACUCCGCCCUCUCAAGGCAGGUUCUCGUGGAGGUGGGUGUUCACCUCGGCCCUCGCUUGGACUGUUUGGCUCUACCUGGCAGCAGCAUCACAGAGUCCUCGCUGUUGGGCCUCCUACCACAUCUGACCAGCCUCCAAAAGCUGGAUCUUCAGGGGCUGGAUAGUCUGUUUAUGUCUGGAGCCUUUCUGUCUAGAGAAGAGCAUCGUCGGCAGGUCCAACAUGCGCUAAGGAAGCUGCAGGAACUGAACCUGUCAGAUCUCCGCUACCUCUCAGAUCUAUCUUUUAACCGUAUAACCAGCUGCACGCCCAGGUUACUCAGACUGUCCCUGGCUGGAUGUCACAUCGCAUUCGAAUUUGAUCCGUAUCGAGGCUGUCCGGUUGGAUCGGGCUCCUCCGCCUUGGUGUCUCUCCGUAACCUGUUGAGUCUUUUACAAAAGCAGGCCGGCUCGCUUCGCAGUUUGGACUUGAGUCGCACCAGCAUCACUCCCAAGUCUCUAUGCUCCAUAGCCCAAGUGCCAGGCCUCCGCCUGGAGGAGCUGAGCCUUCGUGGCUGUAAAGAGCUGAUGGAUUAUUCUAUACAAAUCCUCUGCAAGCAGCAGAAUGGUCUGAAGAUGCUGGACCUCAGCUCGUGUACCGAGCUCACCAGCAGGACGGUGCUGGCGGUUGCGACUAAGCUGAAAGAACUGCGGUCGCUUUCCAUGUCUCAGGACUGGAAGAUAACAGAUAAAGGCCUGGCGGAGCUGAUGGCGCUGCCUUGCUUGAGGACGUUGGAUCUGUCCGAGUGUCUCCACGUCAGUGGAGCAGAUCUGGUGAAGGGACUGUCCUCUCCACAGCCCAGAGCUCAGCCGGAGACUCUUAGCCUUAGAAAUUGCACAUAUAUAAGGGAUUCAGUCAUGUACUCCCUCAGUCAGCUGUUAGGUUGUAAUCUGAAAGUGUUGGACCUCACGUCCUGUGUCUACCUCACCGACCUGAGCGUUCGCGCUAUUGCAACAUACCUGCCUGCACUGGUGGUGCUGCGACUUGGCUGGUGUAAGGAGAUCUCAGACUGGGGGCUGCUGGGAAUGGUGGAGCCCACCAAGGACUGUGAACCAAGAGACAAAGAGGAGGAAAAAGGCCCAAGCUUUACUAGGACGUUUGGAAACAUGGGAUUUUUCCAGCCUCCCAGCAUGCCCUUUCAGGAGAAGCCACAUCUGGUGACGGAUGAGGAUCUGGGGGCCUUUAGGGAACAGGAAGGAGCAUCAUUGUUGGCCCUCAGGUGCCUUCAGGAACUGGACCUGUCUGCCUGUUCUAAACUCACCGACACCAGCAUUACACAGGUACUCCGUUUCCCAAACCUGCAGCGUCUCUCGCUUUCUAUGCUGCCUGAGAUCAGUGAUGAAAGCUUGGUGUCUGUAGCCCAUCACUGCCGGAGUCUUACCAGCCUGUCUCUCAACCACUGUCCUCAGAUCAGUGACCACGGCAUGACACAGGCCCUGACACAUCUGAAAAGACUACAGCAUCUGUACCUGGCCGGCUGCGAUGCCAUUACAAACAAAACUCUGUCCAUAAUCGCCCAGCACUGUGAGCCACUGAAAACACUCGAUGUCUCCAUGUGUAAGGACAUAACAGUGCAGCAGGUGGACUAUCUUCAGUCCCACCUACCCUUUCUGGAGAAAGUCCAGUGCCGCUUUGUCAACGGGGCAGAUUUCACCAUGGUAUUAUGAUCGUAUGUGUAAUGCACUGAAAGCUAUCAAAUGCAAAAAAUAUAUAAAACUAUGAUAUAAAUUAUAGCACAUUGAGCUCAGGUAUACAAAAGUGACCGAUUCCAAAACACUUUUUUUGCAUAGUAUGCACACAACUGAACAAUUUACAGUACUGUAUUAUAUAAUCACUGCUUCUGAACUGAUCAUUCCAUUACUAAAAUAUAAAUAUCUACUAUUGACUAGUAAAUUUAUUACUGAUGUACAAUAACACGAAGCCUGGAAGAAGUGUGUAGGCCAGUGUAGUUAUAUACUGUAAAGGCAUUUAGUAAAUUUUUAUAAAUGCUUUGUUUUUAUCUUUUUGUUUAGACUUACUGGAAUUUGAAUGUGUACAGUGUUUGAUAAGGUGCCAUAUAAGGGUGAACAAUCAUGAUAUGCUUGCAAUAAAUUAUCAGUUCAAGGUCUGCUUGCAAUUUUAUACUACAAUGUUGCCGUCAAAAAUCCUGGAAUGAAAACAGAUGUAGGCCUAUUUAAAACUAGAUCAUAAAAUCUGAAAUUAUUAUUUUUUAGCUCGCUUUACAUUUCUUUUAUCCAAGAUGACUUAUAAAACAUAUAUUCAAAAAAAGUUGUUUGCCUUGAGAAUU
Messenger RNA from Triplophysa rosa, 4207 nucleotides. RefSeq names its product F-box and leucine rich repeat protein (gene fbxl9). Gene Ontology annotation, molecular function: protein binding. The record is from RefSeq and is a predicted model, not a curated record. Gene Ontology annotation, cellular component: SCF ubiquitin ligase complex. NCBI's taxonomy places the organism in Eukaryota, Metazoa, Chordata, Actinopteri, Cypriniformes, Nemacheilidae. Bases 1653 to 3587 code for a protein of 644 amino acids. Gene Ontology annotation, biological process: SCF-dependent proteasomal ubiquitin-dependent protein catabolic process. The transcript is spliced from 9 exons.